CAGUGAGACAGAGACGGGGCUUUGGGGGAGGACGGGUCUUCACUAAUAAGACAAACACCGAGGUUUGGCUGGAAACUUCGGGCAGCUGCUGAGCCAGCGAGGGCAUAAUGGUCGUGUCGGUGCGGAGCUGGGUCGCCAACGAGGGAGGAAAACACUUGGUCUUGAUGCUGUGGUUAGGAGCCAACACCUGGCUGUUCAUUAAGACUUUUCUGCUCUACUCCACUGGAAAACAGUACCAUUACCUCUACAAGAUGCUGGGGCUAGGGCUGUGCAUCAGCAGGGCGUCAGCAUCCGUGCUCAACCUGAACUGCAGUUUGGUGCUGUUGCCGAUGUGUCGCUCCCUGCUCACCUUUGUCCGGGGAACACAUACGGUACCCAGCAGGAAGACUCGUAGACUUCUUGACAAGAGCAAGACCUUUCACGUCGCAUGUGGAGUUGCCAUCUGCAUCUUCUCUGUCGUGCACGUGUCUGCCCACCUGGUAAAUGUUGUGAACUUCAGUGUGAGCUACUCAGACGACUUCCCUGCCCUGAAUUUGGCUCGCUACAGAGGAGAGGACCCAAAACUGAUCAUACUGACAACAAUCCCAGGAGUCACUGGUGUCCUGUUGGUUCUCAUCCUCUUUCUGAUGUUCACAUCCUCCUCAUACUGUGUGCGGGUGUCCAACUAUGAGAUCUUUUGGUACACACACAAUCUCUUCAUUGUUUUCUACAUCAUCCUGAUGGUGCAUAUGGUCGGAGGAGCUCUAAAGUAUCAAACAAACCUGGAGGCCCACCCUCCUGGCUGUCUCCGAGCCAAUCAGAGCAGCACAGAGCAGCAGGGAGAGGAGCUGGAGCAGAGCGAGGAUGAGGAGAGGAGAUGCAGAGAGGAGGCUCACUUCCAGCCACACUGCCCUCAGACUUGGCUGUGGGUGUCUGGUCCUCUCUGUCUUUACUGUGCAGAGCGUCUUUACCGCUACAUCCGAAGCAGCAACCCUGUAACCAUAGUUACGGUCAUCAGGCACCCCUGUGAUGUCAUUGAGUUGCGCAUGCUAAAGGAAAACUUUAAAGCUCGCCCUGGACAGUAUAUUGUUCUUAACUGUCCAGGUGUCUCUUCAUUUGAGAACCAUCCUUUUACCCUAACAACGUGUCCCACAGAGAGCAAGGCAACUUUUGGCGUCCAUCUCAGGGUCGUGGGAGACUGGACUGAGCGGUUCACACAGCUGCUACUUCCUGAACCAAGGAUAGACUUGGAGAUCCUUCCCAUGGUGCAACAGAGGAGAUAUCCAAAGGUUUAUGUCGACGGCCCAUUUGGAAGUCCUUCAGAGGAAGUGUUUAACUACGACGUCAGCCUUUGUGUUGCGGGAGGAAUAGGAGUCACGCCAUUUGCAUGUGUGCUUCAUGCUUUACUUAAUGACUGGACAAGUUUCAGGCUGCAGAGGUUGUACUUUGUGUGGGUCUGCAGGGAGCUCCAGUCCUUCUACUGGUUCGCUGAGCUGCUGAGUGCUCUUCAUCAUAAGCUGUGGCGGGAUAACAGACCAGACUACUUCAAUCUGAAACUGUACGUCAGUCAGCCGGACGAUCUGCAGAGCAUGUCUGAGGAGAGGUACCGUCCACUCACAUCAAGACUGCUGGUCGGUCGUCCCCAAUGGAAGUUGCUGUUUGAUGAGAUUGCAAAGACCAAUAAGCAUAAACGAGUUGGAGUUUUCUGCUGUGGACCAAAAGGCAUCUCCAGGACUCUGCACAGACUGUGUAACUCAGCCCAAUCCACUGGAACUACCUUUGAAUUCAAUAAGGAGUCCUUCAGCUGAUCAAACAUCAGAGCUUACAUUUCUCUGCAUAUA
Molecule: messenger RNA, 1820 nt
Organism: Cheilinus undulatus (humphead wrasse)
Lineage: Eukaryota; Metazoa; Chordata; Actinopteri; Labriformes; Labridae
Product: NADPH oxidase 4
Exons: 18
Coding region: 108-1787 (559 amino acids)
Biological process (GO): superoxide anion generation; defense response
Cellular component (GO): plasma membrane; NADPH oxidase complex
Molecular function (GO): superoxide-generating NAD(P)H oxidase activity
Source: RefSeq, a predicted model, not a curated record